Messenger RNA from Adineta ricciae, 432 nucleotides. Lineage: Eukaryota; Metazoa; Rotifera; Eurotatoria; Adinetida; Adinetidae. The record is from the annotation of a GenBank genome assembly.
AUGUCGGACCAAACCGGAUCAGCUGAUACAUCGAGUUCCUCUGACCUUAAAGCCGGCCAUGCUCCAGCUAAUAAAGUUGGUGGCAUGCGUGUCGGUGCACCUCGUCCACGUCAUACAUCACAUGGUGAAGAAAAGAGUGCUGGCGACAAUGUAGAAAGCGGACAAGAAACAACAGGCGACAAUAAAGCUGCUCAAGAAGGUGGUGCUGGCAAUACAACCGGAGAUGCCAAUGAUGACCAAGCAUCCGGAGCUGUUGCUAAUCGUGCAGCAGGUGAAAUGGUUGCUGGCACAUUCGUACCAAUUAAAGAAGCUUUUCCAACUGAAGCUGUGAAACAUAUUCAUGAUAAACCUGGCGUACAUCCCAAGCACGAUAUUCAUACUCAUGGACGACAUGAUGAUCAACGAUUCAUAAAUCAACCACGUAAACAAUAG